Hermetia illucens (black soldier fly) is the source of this 1591-nucleotide messenger RNA. RefSeq lists its product as uncharacterized. Lineage: Eukaryota; Metazoa; Arthropoda; Insecta; Diptera; Stratiomyidae. The transcript is spliced from 5 exons. The record is from RefSeq and is a predicted model, not a curated record. The coding region runs from base 103 to 1527 and encodes 474 amino acids.
AAAGAAGAUUUCCUUCCUAGAUAAGAUAUUAUUUAACUAUAAAUUGUUGCAUUUUGGAUCACUGCAACUCAGAUUCAGUCAGUAAACCGAAUUCAAACAAACAUGAAGGUCCUUGCUUUGAUCUUAGCAGCUGUAGCCCUUUGCUCCGCCACCCCCCGUGAGGAUGGUCCAGGAUGCCGUGCCCCAAAUGGUGGUGGUCUUGUUCCAGUCCUUGAAGAAUUCAUUGAUAUGGUCCCACUUGACCAAAUCUUGGAAAUCCUUUUGACCGCCAUCACCUCUGAUCCAGAAGUCCAAACCGUGAUGGAGUACCUCUCGGGAGAAGAAUUCCACGGAAUCCUUCUCAGUAUCAAGAACGAUCCUGAAUUCGAUGGUUUGAUUGCCUUCUGUUGUCAAGAAUUGUACCUCGAUGCUGCCUACUACAUCAACUUCCUCCUCGGUAUCCUCGGAUUCCCUGAAAUCCGUUCAGACCGUGCCUACCGUGCUGGUGGAUUGAACGGCAUGUUGGACGAAAUCCUCGCCCUUAUUCCACUCGAUGCUUUAGAAGCCCUCCUUAACGAGAAAUUGGCCACCGACUACUACCUCCAAUUGGCCUUCAAGAAGAUCAACUCUGAUGAAUUCGGUGCCGUCAUUGAACGUCUCCAAUCCAACGUUGCCUACGUCGACAUGAAGGAUCGUCUCCGUGGUUUGGGAGUUGAUGUUGAUGGAAUUAUUGACUUCAUUAACAAGAUCUUCCAACGUCCCACAAUUGAUGUGGAGAAGAGGGAGCAGUGCCUAGAAGACUGUAAUACUGAGCCAACGGUAAAGCACGGCGGUGGCAGCAUCAUAGUGUGUGGAGCAAAGCGGUCCACUAGAAGUCAGUUUCAGUGUGUGAACCGAAUUCAAACAAACAUGAAGGUCCUUGCUUUGAUUUUAGCAGUUGUAGCCCUUUGCUCCGCCGCCCCUCGUGAAGAGGGUCCAGGAUGCCGUGCCCCAAAUGGUGGUGGUCUUGUUCCAGUCCUCGAAGAAUUCAUUGAUAUGGUCCCACUUGACCAAAUCUUGGAAAUUCUUUUGACCGCCAUCACCUCUGAUCCAGAAGUCCAAACCGUGAUGGAGUACCUCUCAGGAGAAGAAUUCCACGGAAUCCUUCUCAGUAUCAAGAACGAUCCUGAAUUCGAUGGUUUGAUUGCCUUCUGUUGUCAAGAAUUGUACCUCGAUGCUGCCUACUACAUCAACUUCCUCCUCGGUAUCCUCGGAUUCCCUGAAAUCCGUUCAGACCGUGCCUACCGUGCUGGUGGAUUGAACGGCAUGUUGGACGAAAUCCUUGCCCUUAUUCCACUCGAUGCUUUGGAAGCCCUCCUUAAUGAGAAAUUGGCCACAGACUACUACCUCCAAUUGGCCUUCAAGAAGAUCAACUCUGAUGAAUUCGGUGCCGUCAUUGAACGUCUCCAAUCCAACGUUGCCUACGUCGACAUGAAGGAUCGUCUCCGUGGUUUGGGAGUUGAUGUUGAUGGAAUUAUUGACUUCAUUAACAAGAUCUUCCAACGUUGAACACUGUAACUCAAAGAGUUGAGUACAAUCAAUGCUGUUUGAAUAAACAUUCUUAUGUAAUGUA